Molecule: messenger RNA, 2499 nt
Organism: Anopheles bellator
Lineage: Eukaryota; Metazoa; Arthropoda; Insecta; Diptera; Culicidae
Product: nose resistant to fluoxetine protein 6-like
Exons: 8
Coding region: 33-2000 (655 amino acids)
Molecular function (GO): acyltransferase activity, transferring groups other than amino-acyl groups
Source: RefSeq, a predicted model, not a curated record
AGGUUGCUAGUGGCCAAACAGGAACUGUCAGCAUGGUGCGCUGGAUCGUUGGACUACUGAGCUGCUGGUCGGUGGCUCAGGCCCAGCUGUCCACUAACCGGUACCGUCCGCCGGAUCUGUUCAUGUACGACAACUUCGAGCAGUGUCAGGCUCGCUCGUCGUCGUCAGUGUACUGCUACGCCCGGACCAUCCUGCGAGUGGAUCAGUUUCCGGCAGGCUUCGUUGUGCCCAACACGGAGAGUACGGACCGGAUCAUCUUUAAUCACCGUCGACAGUUUCUGGAGCUUGGCGUCUGCAUCGCGGACUGCCAGGAUGAAGUGGGUGCGUUGAGCGAAAAAGAACGAAGUGCUCUGUAUCAGCCCAAAAUACCUGUUAAUUUCACUUCACUGCUGCCCAACACGCUCUUUCCCACGAUGCCGGCCGACAAGCGGCGUUACGAGACGCUGGUGAACAUUUGCAUAAAUCGGCGCUUGCGUGCCAAAUACAACAUCUCCGGCUACACGGCGCUCGAGUUCUGCCGUCCACCUCGUAACACUCCGCCGGAUCAAUUCUCGCUCUUGGAACUGCUUUUCAUCACCACCACGGUCACUUUGAUGGGUGCAGUGCUGGUCGCAACUCUGCGCGACCUUCGCCAAGGUUCAGAGGGUGAUGGCGGCAUAGUGGCCGCUUUUUCCGUCCGUCACAACUGGAACCGACUGGUGGCGGACCCAACUUCGGGCUUGUACCGCGAGUUGGUCCACAUCGACGGGCUACGGGUGAUCGUGAACCAUCUGGUGAUACUACUGCACAGCGUACUGGCCGCCAGUGUCGCUCCGUCGCGCAACUUUGCCGACCUGGAACAGGUCUUGCAGCGCUAUCCGGCGCUCAUGUACCUAAGCUCGAACGCCUUCCUGGUGCAGAUAUUCUUCACCAUCGGUGGCUACCUGCUGGCUGUCAACUUUCUGCGCGACGCUGCCAAGCAACCGAUCGACUCCUGCUACGUGCGGGGCAAGCUGCUCAAUCGCCUACUCCGUCUGCUGCCCGUCUACGGCUACUUUCUGCUGUUCUCCGUCAGCCUGAACGUUCGCUUCGACACGAACAUGAACGGUUUUCGGUUGUUCACCGUCGAGAAUGCCGUCUGCCGGCAGAACUGGUGGGCCAACGUGCUGUUCAUCAACAACUUCCCGUGGCCGAAGGAGCUGUGUUUAAUGCACUCCUGGUAUCUAGCCGCUGACUUGCAGCUGUUUUUGCUAGCGCUCGGAGUGCUGCUGCUAAUCCAUCGGUGGCCGCGUGCGGUUGGGUUUCUGUUCACCGUCGGCACCGUACUGUCCCUGUGGAUCCCGGCGUACAUCACGCACCGCAAUAAGUUGCAUCCUGUGUUACCGAUUAAACUGAGUGAAGCCAAAUUUAUCGUCAUGUACGAGCCCUGGAUACGACAGAUUUACUUGCCAAGUUAUGCCAACACCGGCAGCUACCUUGCCGGGUUGAUUGCCGGCUACCUCCAUCAUCGCGUGGUCCACCACAAGCUUCAGCUGCAGGAGUACCCCCUUUAUCGGGUCAUUGAAAGGUUUAUCACACCGCUGCUGGCGGCGGUUGUUCUGCUCACCGGUGUCUGGUACAGUAUCGACGUUCCCAAGCCAUCGCUAUGGGUGUCACUCUACAGUACGCUGUACAGAAACGUCAUGGGAGUGUUUGUAGCCGUCUGCUUCCUGCGCAGCAUAAACACUCCGAAAGGACACUUUCGGCGGAUCCUUGGCUCCAAACUGUUUACCACUCUCGGGAAGCUAACCUACAGCGUGUACGUGCUUCACGACGUCGUGAUGCGAUUCCUGUUGCUCCACGAGCACCCGAAUACGUACAUCAGUCUGCCAAAGUUCCUCAGAUCCGUUUAUCUGGUCAACGGCGCAUCGUUCGUCGGUGGGCUGCUGGUGUUCCUGGUCAUCGAGCAACCGAUGAUACAACUUCUGAAACCGGCCAUCGAUAGGAUGUGCACCCGACGUCCCCCACAGAAACAGCUUUAACGGUCCGCGUCCAAGCGUCCGAUUCCGUCCUUUUUGUCACAAAAAACGGGAUAAAAAACUGUUGUUUGACAGUUGUUAGGUUUUUAAUGGGAAACUGUAUCUGGGUCAACUUUAAUAUAGAACAAAUUAUGAGCCUUUCUCUGAUGAGCACUGACAAGCAACCCCGAACCCCGUUCCUUUUAGGUGUCAUAGAGGGCUGAUGACACGUAGCCCUCUUACAUAGUACGCAAGGAAUCCGUGGGCACAUUAAAGAUACUGCAAGUGCCUGUGCGGGCAGUACAUCCACUGCCGGCUGAAGCGGUCCGGCAUGUUCAACCGGAAGCUGGGCCUCCAGCGGAUCCAGAACAUUCUCGAUACACAUCCUUAAGACCUUCGACCUGUACCCUGUCGUUAGAAUUAAUUUAAAAGGAAGCGAGAAGGGAAGUCGCUCGGUUACGUCACCGGGAAGUCCAAUCCUUUGAAACGUCGGAUCGGACGUCGGAGAAACGAGAACGGGAAC